CGUGGAAGUUGGUCAUGGUCGUCCGCCAAACGGAAAGCCGCCAUGAUGGCUUUCUGUAAAGUACGCUCAAUAUGUAAAGUUUCGAUAUUGUUUUUCAUUAAUUGUGACUGAGUGCGUGCAAAAAUUAACCAUGGGAACGAACUAGAGUGUGCAAAGUGCUGUUUAAGGUCCUUUAGGACCUCCUGGAGGAGCUAAAAAGUGAUUUAUUAGUGCAUUUUUGUGUCGACGCUAGCGUGUUUUGUUCUGUCAACAAAAUGUCGAAGCUCUCGUUUAGGGCGAGGGCCCUGGAUGCGUCCAAACCAAUGCCGAUAUAUCUCGCCGAGGAGCUUCCGGAUUUACCGGACUACUCGGCGAUUAACCGUGCAGUACCUCAAAUGCCUUCUGGUAUGGAAAAAGAGGAAGAAAGUGAGCACCACCUGCAGCGGGCGAUAUCUGGCACGGGACUGAUCAUACCAACGCCGGAAGUAUGUCCCGUGUCCGAUAUAGAGUUCUACGAGCGAUGCUACCCGCCGGACUACAAGAUGCCGAAACAACACAUACAUAUGCAACCGCUAUGGGAGGAACAAGAGACGCCGGAGUACGACAUCGACUCGGAGGACGAGCGGUGGCUCAAGCAGCAGCGGCAUCCAGAGCUGACAGAGCUAAAGUUCGAGCAAAUGAUGGACAAACUGGAGAAGAGCUCUGGCCAAACGGUGGUCACGCUCAACGAGGCCAAGCUUCUCCUGGAGCGGCAGGAUGACCUCGUGAUCGCCGUGUAUGAUUACUGGCUUAAUAAGCGGCUGACCACGCAACAUCCACUCGUAUUGUCCGUUAAAACGGAGAGCAGGCCCGGACAGUCGUCGAAUAACCCCUACCUUGCGUUCAGGAGACGAACGGAGAAGAUGCAGACGAGGAAAAAUAGGAAAAACGACGAGAGCUCAUACGAGAAGAUGCUCAAACUGCGUCGUGAGUUAGCCACUGCUUUAAGCCUGCUCGAGAUGGUAGCGCGCCGCGAGCGAGCGAAGCGAGAGCUAGUUAAACUCACGGCACUGCUUGCAGAGAGGCGAUACGCGGCUGGCGACUUUGCGAGCCAAUUACCUGAGCCGCCUGUCCGGGCCGCUAUCCCAGCGGUGCCGCUAACACCGGUGCGUCGCGAUUUUUCGCAUACGGCGUUCGCGCCGCGCGUGCCCGCGCCCGCACCGCACGACGCGCACCAGCGGCAGCGUGAAAAGCGACCGUACAAAAGAAGGAAACACAGGCAUCACACACCCAGCUCCGUGCAGGGUGUGCGAGAGUGCACUUCAUCAGAAGAGGAGAGCGUAUCGCCCGUCGACGACGGUCCGUUCGCGUUUCGACGUAAGCCGGGAUGCUUCUAUGAAAUGCCAACAUCAACCCUGUGCGGUGACCCCGUGGACCCUGACAGUCCGUCGAAAGAGGGACUGUUCCAACAUGAAAUAGACGAACGGACGAGGUUCACGCUAACAUCGGUCCGACACCCGUACCCCCGCUACGUGGGCUUCGCCCGUCGCCGCAUCGGCAGGGGCGGCCGGGUGAUAUUGGACCGGGUUAAAACACCGCUCGACUCGCUGUGGCCCGACCUCCCCGUGCCAGAGACGAGGGUUGAGGAGGACCUCGAGAAUCAAAGGCUGCGAAGUCCAAAGGUGAUAAGUCGUGACUACCACACGGGCGGAAAGCACCCGUGGAGACACGCGUUCCGAAAACACCUCGCCGCAAACCCCCACCUGUGGACCGACGUCCCUAGAGAAACGUUCGACGACAUGAAAAUAGACCUGCAAGACGUGAAAAUCGACGUCGACGACGCCGACAGUGUCAAAAUGGACGUUGACAGCGUCAAAGUCGAAGUUGACAGCGUCAAAGUGGACUGUGACAGCGUCAAAAUGGACGUGGACAGUGUCAAAAUUGAUGUUGACAGUGUCAAAAUGGAUGAUGACGGUGUUAAAGUGUAUGAUGAUGGUGUUAAAGUGUAUGAUGACACUGCUAAAGUGUAUGAUGACAAUUUUAAAGUGUAUGAUGACAGUGCUAAAGUCGAUAUCGACAGUGCGAAUAGUGAUGUGCGCAGUGUGAGCGCACGGACGAUAGAUAGUGUUGUGCAGGACAAUCUCAAACGGGUGAUGAGGAAACGGGCGUGGAGUUGUAGUACGGACUACGACUCGGAUGAAAGUUUGCAUCCCGUCGAGAAGGAGUUUGAGAGUUUCAUCAGCGAGGUGCAGGAGAAAUGGCUUCAUUUCCGACCGAAAACACCGCCCCCCUCACCGCCCGCCACAGAAAAAACGGACGAUCUAUUUCCCAUAGCUCUAGACACGCCUAUAUCUGUCGAACUAACGUUAGAACCACCUACAGGCGGUCUAGAUACAUUCACCACCUCAGAAUUCACUCUAGGCGACCUAUAUGGAGAUAUAAAUCCAGAUAUAGACAACAGCGGAAGUCUAGACAUCAGCAAUGAAGACCUACUAACCGAAAACUUAGGACUAACGGAAGCCCAAGUCGAGAGCAUUCUAUCCGAGACGGAUCUCAAAGCGCUAGCCGACGUCGAUUUGACUAAAGACGACAAGAAAAUGGCUAUCACUGAUGAUUUGUUGGAGGAGUUGGUUAAAGAUGAGGACGGGAAGGAUUCUUUUUUAUGUCAAGGCCAGAGCGUAUACGGGCGGAUCGUCUCUGGCAAACGCACGAGGGCCGAAGCGUUCGGUUCGACGUGCGUGCGCGUGGCGGCCGCGGGUAGGGAGCCGAUAUAUGUGGACACGAUACCGACGCCCGAAAUUAAAAAAGACACCGCUAAUGUUGUUAAAAAGGAAAAAGUACCAACAUCGAAGAUUAUAGUCGAGGAAGUGAACGAAGUACCCGUUAAAAUUGAAAAGAAGGAGGAGGAAAUAGUGCAAGUGAAGGCGGCGAAGAGUCCGCUGAAGAAGCACGUGGUCGCGGCGCACAGACGCGAUGUGACGAUCGUCACAUCGGACGCGACGCAUUCGCAGUUGGUGACGGUGGCCGUGUCGGAUAGUUUGAAGCAAGUGCGUUUGGGAUCGCCGGCUACAGGCAAUGUGGUCGGACUGCUGCAAAAUGGACCGUUUGCUGUCACACUACCUCUGCAGAGAGAUCUCGGCGCAACGAGCGUAGCGAGCGUCGCGAACGUUGUCACAGCUGGCGCCGCCGGCAAAGUGGCCAACGUCGCCAACAUGGCCAACGUCAGCAUGGCCAACAUGGCCAACAUGGCCAGCGUGAGCGUGGCCAACGUCGCCAACGUGAGCGUGGCCAACGCGCGCCGCGUGUCCGCACCGUUGGUCCAACUUGCGCCAGCCUCGUUACACAAACCACUGCAAAUACACCAUCCCACGGUAGUGGUGACGCCCCAACACCACGUGACCCAAAGCAAAUUGAAAGUAUUACACGCCCAUCCGCUCACGCAUACGCAGAGAACGCAAUUACUAGCGCAGAACAGGCAUUUAUCGCCUCUACCAGCCGCUGUAGUGUCUCUAAAAGCUGCUCCGGGUUCUGUAGCGCAAUUCUUCGAGAUCAAAGGUGGCCAAUUAGCAAAGGGGCCGCAUUUGGUCAACGUACUGCGCCAACCGCAGCCGCAAGUCAAGACUAGUGUAGCCAGACUGGAUAUAGAUAAAAAACGGCAAGUGGUCUUCGAUGGGACGUUGAAAGGCAAUGUGACGACAGCGACACGACCUCAACGUAUUAGUUUAGAUGGGAGGCAAAUAGUUCGCGCGGCGUUGCCGGUCCGCACACCGCACGUACGUCAUCAGAUUCAAAUAAAAAACCACCGCGUACAAGUGGCAACGCCGCUCCGCGCUACAGAGCCGUCGACGAGCAUCACGAUAGCGCAGACGAAAACCGCCUCUAUUCCCUCGUCGGUAGUGGCUAAUUUGAUACAGAAGAAUGUAUUGCCAAAGGGGCAGAAAAUAGCGAUUUCUGGGCCUGGGGGACAAGCGUUGUCGGCUAAUGUGCAAGCGAUUGCGUUUACAACGGCGCAGUUGAAGGCUAGGCAGGGGAGAUUGAUCGCUCAGCCACGGCCUACGCCUGUUGCUGAAAUCGUGGAAGCAUCGACAGCGCCCGUAGCCACGUCAUCCAACGCGUCUAACAUAGCAGAGACACCAUUAUCCACCGAGCCCGGAGACAACACAACCAACGGGGCUGUCCGCAGGCGACCCGCAGACAACCUGCCCAUGGAGGUCACGUGACGAACGACUGCCAGCGACGAUAGUGCGGCAAAGUGCAUAAACACACAAACGGACAGUGAUAGUGCCCGUCGAAAAAGUGUAAAUAGUGAAAGUGCCCGGCACAUAAGUGCAAAUAGUGGAAAUGAUAGUGCCCGGCACCAAAUUGCAAGUGAUAGUGCCCGGCACCAAAGUGUAAAUAGUGAAAGUGCAGGGCCCAUGAUAAAGUGUAAAAACAUCGCGGAACUGAUGGUCACAAGUGAGAAGGUCGCGAAGACGGAGCCACAGCCAGUGUUUAAGUGUAAGAAUAUAGCGGAGUUGCUUGUAACAAGUGAAAGGAGUGUGCGGAGCGAUGGGCAGACGGUUAAAUCCAAGAAUGUACCGAAUCUAGUUGUUACUAGUGAGAAAGCACAUGUUAAAAGUGAGGGUAGCGGACAACCAAUGCUAAAAUGCAAGAAUAUUGCAGAUUUAGUUGUGACAAGUGAAAAAGUUGCUCUGCCAAAAGUGGAGGAAGUUGGCCAACUUGUUGUGGCAAAUAAUGUGGCGCAACUUGUCUGCGAUAGUGCGGGGAAUCUUGUGUUGUGCGACACAAAUGUUGGGCGAUUCAUUACUAUUUGCAACAAGGUCACUGAUAAUGUCAGUUUAUUGUCUAUGCCU
Messenger RNA from Colias croceus (clouded yellow), 4811 nucleotides. RefSeq lists its product as uncharacterized. The record is from RefSeq and is a predicted model, not a curated record. Bases 255 to 4178 code for a protein of 1307 amino acids. Lineage: Eukaryota; Metazoa; Arthropoda; Insecta; Lepidoptera; Pieridae. Gene Ontology annotation, cellular component: piccolo histone acetyltransferase complex. Gene Ontology annotation, biological process: regulation of transcription by RNA polymerase II. The transcript is spliced from 18 exons.